Messenger RNA from Panicum hallii, 1650 nucleotides. RefSeq names its product transcription repressor OFP13-like. Lineage: Eukaryota; Viridiplantae; Streptophyta; Magnoliopsida; Poales; Poaceae. Gene Ontology annotation, biological process: negative regulation of DNA-templated transcription. The transcript has a single exon. The coding region runs from base 234 to 1406 and encodes 390 amino acids. The record is from RefSeq and is a predicted model, not a curated record.
CACCGGCACCGCCACUCUCUCUCUCUCUCUCUCUCUCUCUCUCUCUCUCUCUCUCUCUCUCUCUCUCUCUCUCUCUCUCUCUCUCUCUCACGUGCACCUCCAGCUAGCUAGCUUCCAUUCCGAGCCUUCCAGCAAAGCUCGCUCAUUCACUCGAAACUUCGCCAGUCACCACUCACCACCGACCGAUCCGUCCACUCAAUAGUCAAUACUCCACCGCCGGCGAGCGGGCGGCGAUGGGGAGGAAGGGCGGCCUCGCCUCCAUCUUCUCCUCCAAGCCCAGGCCCGACGACUCGCCCUCCGCGCCGUGGCAGUGGCCCUCCUGCGCGGCCAGCCCGCAGACCGCCUCCUUCCGCCGCCGACACGACGACGACGAGCGGCCCUGCACCACGGCCGGUCGCCGCCGCUCCUCCGAGCACGCCGCCGGGAGGCUUCGGCCGCCGCGGAAGGCCGCGGCGGCGGCGGCGGCAGCGGUGGGCGGCGACGACAUGUACAAGACGGUCAACUCGGUCUACUUCGACGCCGCCGACUCCUGCAGCUUCUUCUUCGACGACGACGGCGGCGGAGACGGCGCGGGCGAGGGCGCGGCGGCGGAUGACCUGCUGGACCUGGACGACGGGAGCUUCUCCACGACCACCGCGUCGCAGGAGUGGUCGGAGGCCGUCAUCCGCAGCCUCGGACGGACCUCCACCGACCGAUUCUUCUUCGACGCGGGCCCCGCGGCGCCGGCGUCCAACUCCAUCCUCGCCGCCUCUCCGUCGCCGCCUCCGGGCAGGACGACGGCUCGGACAUUAGCGUCGCCGCCGCCCGAGGCGCCCACCAAGCUGCAGGCGCCGUCGUCCGCGGCGACACCCGUACUGUCCGACGACCCAGAUGCCGACUCCGACUCGGACGAGGAGCCGCCGUCGACGUCGCUCGUGGAGGAGAGCGUGGCGGUGGCGCUGGACUCGGAGGACCCGUUCCGCGACUUCCGCGCGUCCAUGGAGGAGAUGGUGGCCGCGCACGGGCUCCGCGACUGGGCGCAGCUCCAUGAGAUGCUGCUCUGGUACCUCCGGAUCAACGGCAAGCACAACCACGCGCUCAUCGUCGGCGCCUUCGUCGACCUGCUCGUCGGGCUCGCCACCAGCAGCGGCGCAUCCCACUCCCACGCCGCGGCAACGACAGCAACCACCACGACGGCGACUAUGACGACGACGACGACGACGACGUCGGCGUGCAGAACCAGCUCCAGCAGCUCAAGUGCUAGCAGCAGCGGCGGCGAUGUUACUACUGCUGCCGCUGCGACCAGCAAGCCCAUGCCCGAGCAAUGCGGCGGCGGGAGCGCCGGUGCGUCGUGCUCCUCCGCGUCGUCUGAUCUGGAAGAGGAGGACGAGAAGGCAAGUGCUAGCUCGGAUCAGCAAGGAGGCUGAUACAGGCAUCCAAUUUAGGUGUGGGAUGUGCUUCAAAUUAAUUCAGCAUUCCAUCUUGUAUUACGACUACAUUUUGUCAUUCCCCCCUGGUUAAACUUUUCGUUCUCUCUUUUUCUCCUUUGUUUAAGAGUAGUGCUGUAGUAGGUUGGAAAGAUCUAAUUGUAACGUCGUGACUGUGAGAGGCAGACGGUUGACAGUUGACACUUCAUUUUAGUGGUAGCUACCUCAAAGAACAUUGCACAUA